Messenger RNA from Aspergillus fijiensis CBS 313.89, 1153 nucleotides. Its product is annotated as MBL fold metallo-hydrolase. The transcript has a single exon. Bases 296 to 1093 code for a protein of 265 amino acids. The record is from RefSeq and is a predicted model, not a curated record. NCBI's taxonomy places the organism in Eukaryota, Fungi, Ascomycota, Eurotiomycetes, Eurotiales, Aspergillaceae.
UGCCGGCAUCAUACCCGCCUGACGUGAAAGCUCCUUAGUCACUUUGAGCUAAUGACAAACCCUGCAGCAUUGAUAACCAACUCUAAGCUUCGGAGAUCUCAAGCGGGAUGCCGGCUCAGUGAUCCAAACUUGAUAAAUCUGUCAUGAACUUAGAUCAGCAUUGAAUUUUGACCUCACGAUUGGAACUUAUAAGUACCCCUAUCGGACACACUCACUCGACUCUACCAGCAUUGCCAAGUUCUCACAUCCUGGGUAAAGUCCAAUUCUCUCUCUCUGUUUACCUUCUCGAACAACAAUGGCCCCCACCCUGAGCAUCACCCACAUCGGCACCGCCACCGCCAUCCUCGAGAUCAACGGGGUCAACUUCCUCACCGACCCGUUCUUCUCGCCCGCCGGCACAGAGUUCCCAUCCGGCCACAUCGUGCUCCGCGUCGAAGACGACCCAGCGCUGCGCCUGGACCAGCUGCCCGUCAUCGACGCCGUCCUCCUCAGUCACGAAGACCACGCUGACAACCUUGACCCGCCGGGCCGCCAGCUCCUCGACGCGCGCCCGGUCUUCACGACCGUCGACGGCGCGCGCAACCUCGCCCCGCGGCCCGCCGUGCACGGCAUGAAGCCCUGGUCAACUAUCACCACGCACAUCGCCGGCCAACAGUUCACCAUCAUCGCCACGCCGACGCAGCACGUCCCCGGCGCCGAAUGCACGGGGUUCCUCGUCACGGCCGAAAGCUUCGGCCGGGGACGCGACAACCUGCCCAACGCCAUCUACUUCACCGGCGACACGGUCUACAUCCCGGAGCUCGAGCAGAUCGCGGCCCGGUACCACGUCUGCGCCGCGGUGAUGAACCUGGGCAACGCGCACGUGUCGAUGCCGGAGGACCCCGAGGGCCCCAAGCUGCAGAUCACGAUGGGUGGCAAGGACGGCGCGCGGCUGUUCCGCGCGCUGCGGGCCGAUGUGCUGGUGCCGAUGCACUACGAGUCGUGGGGCCAUUUCACGCAGUUCGGGCAGGAGCUGCGAGAGGUGUUUGAGGCGGAGGGGAUCAGUGAGAAGGUGCGCUGGUUGCGGGGCGGGGAGAAGGUGGCGGUGCUGUAGGCAUUUUUAUCGGUUGAUGUAUGUUUCGUGGCUACACCAGAAUGGGUUUAUUAUAGACUA